GAGGGGCGAGAGCCGAAUUUUGACCUCGCGACGCGCGCCGAAAGCACGCGGACGCCGCAGCGAAGUCGCGCGCUCAUACUACGAGAGGAGGGUCCGGGUAGAGCAAAGGGUUGGGAGAGAUGGUUCAGGUCUACGUGGAGCCCAUCUCCAGGCGGCACUACGCCCCGUAUUUCUCCGUCGCCUUCCUGUACAGGCCGUUCUGCAUAAUCGCAUCGCUGAUCAUCGCUUUCAGCAUCGCGCUAACCUCCGGGGGUCUUUGGGUCAAGACGCACACGUACGUCACCCAGCCCUCGGUCAGGUUCAAGUACGACAUGCUGCUCGUGUUUGAGACGAGCAAAGGGCCAGGCACCGAGCGGGUGUGGAGCACCUUCGACAGCGUCAACUACCUGAUGGGUAACAAGCUCGCGCCCGUGGAUAUCUCCGCGUCCGAGCAGGACGUCAACUCCGACGGCAAGGUGGACCUGAUCGACAUCAAGGCUGUCGUCAGGGGCGUGGGCGACGUCCACGGCGUCAAGGCGCUGAUGGCUUUCGACUACUCGCUGGGCGGCCGCGUCGACCUGGUGAUGAACAGCAUGGCGUACGCCUCGCACUCGUCGCCGCUGGCGGGCAGCGGGCUGUACGUCGACGGAUAUCUCCGCCUCGAUCAGCGAGACGCCAUCCCCGCCGGUUUCACCCGCCACGACUACAACUACAGCGUCUUCCCGUUUGCGGAGCACGGCGAGGCUAAGGGCGACACGCGCGAUGCAUCGACGCUGCGUCUGCCUGUGGUGCUCAAUCAAUACAAUUUCCGCAACGAGUCGACGUACCUCGACGCGAAGACCCCGGUGUGGGAAUCUGGAAACUCCCCGGACUUCACGUUCCAAGCGCGCGUGAGGAUCCCCACCAGCCAACAGGUGCUGUACAGGCCCACCACGCUGGAGAUUUGGAAAUUCGCGUGGGUGCAAAUCCUCGCCAUCUACAUAAUCUUCUGGUGGAUCUUCACAAAGUUCGAGUACGUGGUGUUCCACCACCGCAUCGUCGACACCCGAGUCGUGUCCGACCUGCAGGCAAAGUCCCACAGGUUCUAAGGCUGAGAGCGCGGGGGGAGGGAGGAACCGAACGACAAAAUCAUUAGUCCUGAUCUGUUAAUAUCUACCAGGCGUGUAUUCGU
Messenger RNA from Micromonas commoda, 1150 nucleotides. RefSeq lists its product with no specific name. Gene Ontology annotation, biological process: regulation of protein localization; cilium assembly. Bases 120 to 1067 code for a protein of 315 amino acids. Gene Ontology annotation, cellular component: ciliary transition zone; ciliary membrane. Lineage: Eukaryota; Viridiplantae; Chlorophyta; Mamiellophyceae; Mamiellales; Mamiellaceae. The record is from RefSeq and is a predicted model, not a curated record. The transcript has 2 exons.